Messenger RNA from Geodia barretti, 1546 nucleotides. NCBI's taxonomy places the organism in Eukaryota, Metazoa, Porifera, Demospongiae, Tetractinellida, Geodiidae. The record is from the annotation of a GenBank genome assembly.
AUGCGCAAGGCGGAAAACAUGGCGGACAGGUGGGACGAUGAAGAGGGUGUGGGCAGCUCCAGCUCGCACCGUCUCCACGGCGUCCGUCAGGCCGUGAAGGAACUCAUGAAAGAGGCCCUCCACUCCAAGGAAAAUUCAGAGCUACUUGCAGAAUUGACAGAGUCGGGCCCGUCAGAUAUAUUGACUCUAACACGAGAGAAGCAGCGUUUGCUGCAAGAAAAGACGUCAUGCGAAGUCGAACUUGAACUGCGUAUGAGAUUGUGUAAAGAGCCAUUGGCUGACACAACUGUUGAUCUUGAAGACCUGGAGGAACGGGUAGCUGAGCUGGAAAGAGAAGUGUCUGCUGCGAGGUCUCGCCUCUCGCUGGACCAGCAACUGAUACAGAGGUUGCAGACUAGUGAGAUUUUGACGAAGCACUUGUUCCAACGUCCAGACCCAACUGCAGAAGACAAGGCUCUGAGAGAGGCUGUUGGGAAGCAGUGUGCUGAGAGUGGGAGGGAUCGAGUGAUGAGGAUAAAGAGAGAGAACGACACGGGAGCCAGAGACACUGCAGAGAGCUCAUUGCUCAAAUUGAGACUGAGGCGAGUGUUGGAGGCAAAGACGGCAGAGUGCAGACUGUUACGAGGCUGUCUCCAGGGGUUGAUAGUGGGCAGUGGGGUGGACUGGAGUGAAGAUGAGCAGCUCAGAGAUCUCACCAUCAGUCUUGGACACACCUCUUGGGAAAUUAGCCGUGACAUCAUCCACCAUUACAUCAUCACUUACCUUUUGAAACAUGACAUCAUCAUCAGUUUCGCAUGACAUAAUCGCAUCUUAGCAGUUCUGUUUUUGGUCAAUUACAGACCCUACAUGUUUUACUCCAAUUUUUUAGUUUUGGCCAAUCAAUUUUUUCUAUCUAUAUACAAAAUUUGAAGACAGAAAUUUGACACAGAGCACACAAGAGUUCAGUCAGUGUUUGACAGAAGUAGGCUGCUUCCCAACUCUCUCCUGUUUCCUACACUUUGUCUUGUCCGUUGAGUUGGCGUAUUGUGAGGUCGUUCGGCCACACACAGAGGGAGGAGCUGCAGAAUGCAGCACAUUGUGUGUGUAAAGAGCAUGAAUAAGUCUGUUUAGCAUCCGUUAAAGCGAAUGUGGCAUUACAACGGCUGAAUUUGGAAAAUGUUACAAACUCAACUGCGGCAUUUAAUGGGGCAUAUUGUUCAGUUUCCAUCUUUACUAAAAUGCCUCUAACACCCAUGUUCACUUUAAGCUACUCAAACAAAUGUGCAGCCGUGUUCCGUGUUCGUUCACCACCAACAACACCGUCCACUAGAACAGUCUACGAAAGUCCUAUAUACCUGCUCAUCUUGACUUUGUUGCGGCACCCCUUCCCACCCUCCCAGUAAGUGCCGGCUCUUCCCCCCACCAGAUCUCCUCCACAGCCGACACACGGCCGGGAGGAAGAGUAGGUCUGCUCACGACAGCAGAACCCACAGAUCAUCCUGUUGGCUCUCUCCAUCACGUGGUCCUCCGUCUCAUCGUGACACUCGUCACACGGGAACGGCUUCCC